UGCGAUAAGGCCGCCCGGUGUUAGCCCAAGUCCCAACAAUCGCAUUGUACCUACCCACUUCAACCGCUCAACCAUUCAACGCCGCCAAUCAGUUACGCCACCACCGAAAAAGUCUACGCCCGUCCACGGUCGCACCCGCCAUACGCGUCGCAGCCCCACGCAUUCCGCGCCGCCAAACAGAAACAUCAUGUCUCGCUUUGGCGUGUUUGUCGUUGGCCCAGCUGGCUCCGGGAAGUCGACAUUUUGUUCAGCGUUGAUCUCGCACCUGAAGAAUGCAAAGCGAUCAUGCCUCUACGUCAACUUGGACCCGGCGGCGGAAGACUUUGAUUUCGAGCCUGACGUCGACAUCAAGAACCUCAUCAGUCUCGACGAUGCGAUGGAGGAGAUGCAGCUUGGACCCAACGGGGCUAUGAUGGCUUGCUUCGAGUUCCUGAUGGAAAACCUCGACUGGCUCGAAGCGGAGCUCGACGGCACCACCGAAGAGUUCAUAACCAUCUUCGACUGCCCGGGUCAAAUCGAGUUGUACUCGCACGUUCCGAUCCUGCCGAACCUGACGAAGCACCUGUCGAUGCAGAUGGGCUACUCGUUGUGUGCCGCGUACCUGAUCGAGUCCACAUUCGUUGUCGAUAAGGCCAAGUUCUUUGCCGGAACACUGUCGGCGAUGAGCGCCAUGAUCAUGCUGUCAAUCCCCCAUCUGAAUAUCCUCAGCAAGAUGGACCUGGUCAAGCAGCAGGUCUCGAAACGCGAGCUCAAGAGGUUUUUGGAUCCCGAUCCGACCAUGAUUGCAACCGAUAUACAUGCGCAGACCAAUCCUAAGUUUCAUAAGCUCAACGAAGCCGUCGUAAACCUCAUCGAGGACUUUUCCAUGGUGUCGUUUCUACAGCUCGAAGCUCAGAACGAGGAUAGCGUGCAAGGAAUCCUUAGCUAUAUCGAUGACUGUCUGGGCUGGUCGGAGGUGCAGGAACCACAGCUGAAGGACAAUCCGGAUGCAGACUGGCAAGAAGCGGAAUAGAAUAAUAAACAAAAUACUAGACGACCAAUAA
This is a messenger RNA of Tricharina praecox, 1043 nucleotides long. Its product is annotated as GPN-loop GTPase. Gene Ontology annotation, molecular function: GTPase activity. The record is from RefSeq and is a predicted model, not a curated record. The coding region runs from base 188 to 1012 and encodes 274 amino acids. Lineage: Eukaryota; Fungi; Ascomycota; Pezizomycetes; Pezizales; Pyronemataceae. The transcript has 5 exons.